UGUCGUUGAAUUACAGAUAAAGAACGAGUCUUGUCUCUAUCUUAAUUUUCGGCUGAGCUGAAAAUCCUCCAAAUCACUAGUGACGGUGUUCUUCUCUGUCACUCUUAUCUUCUAUCUCACUUACCUCUACCGCUUAUAUAUAUUUAUAUAUCUUUGUUGUUCCUAUAAAUUCUCUCUAUAUUGUUUUAUCCGAAUCUACAUCUCCCUUUGCACUGCGGUCGGAAAAUAGCCGCAGUGUUUGUUUCAGACAUUCAACUUAAUUUUGGGUGAUUCUUUGCUUGGAGCCUUGUACAGGAUGGAAGUAACAGGAGGUUGAGACCUUUAAAUUCUAUGGCAUUGGAAGGUAUUUGGGAAAUGCUUGGGGUAGCAGAAAACUUGCGGAAAAUAGAAAGUGGUAGCAGCAAGGGUUGUCCGUCUAACAAGUUUUACCAUAGGACCCGAAGAAGUGGCAUGGAAUUUGACUCUGAUUGGACCAAGCAUGGAAAAUCAUUGACCUUUACCGCACAAAUGAUGUGGCAAAGUAUUGCCUUGCACUUGUUCCCCGAUCCGAUUUUCCUGCUAUGGGUGGUGCCUGCAAGCGGUGGAGGUCAUUUCUGCGAAGCAAAGAGUUUAUCAGCAUUAGAAAGCUGGCUGGUCUGCUUGAGGAAUGGCUUUAUGUCCUGACUGUGAAUGCUGAAGGAAGAGAAAGCUACUGGGAGGUUUUCGACUGUUUAGGAAACAAACACCAUCAGCUCCCACAGAUGCCCGGUCAUAUAAAGGCUGCUUUUGGAAUUGUAGUUCUCAAUGGUAAACUUCUUGUUAUGGGUGGUCAUUCCAUGAUUGAUGAAUCUGGGUCGGUGUCAACCGACGUUUAUCAAUACGAUUCUUACUUGAACAGGUGGAGCAAAAUGGCUAGCAUGAACAUGGCACGUUAUGAUUUUGCUUGUGCUGAGGUGAAUGGAAUGGUUUAUGCAGUUGGUGGUUUCGGGAUAGAUGGAGAAUCUCUUUCUUGUGCUGAGGUUUAUGAUCCAGAUCAAGAUAAAUGGACUGUGAUCGAGAGUCUUCGCAGGCCAAGGUGGGGCUGCUUUGCGUGUGGAUUUGGGGGAAAGCUUUAUAUUAUGGGUGGUCGAUCAAGUUUUACAAUUGGGAAUUCAAGGUCUGUUGAUGUGUAUAAUCCCAAGAGUCACACUUGGGGCGAGAUGAAAAAAGGUUGUGUUAUGGUUACCGCUCAUGCUGUUCUGGAAAAAAAGCUCUUCUGCAUAGAAUGGAAGAACCAGCGGAAACUAUCCAUUUUCAAUCCGGAGGACAAUUCAUGGAAGAUGGAGCCAGUUCCAGUGACAGGGAGUUCAAGCAUUCGAUUCCAGUUUGGCAUACUGGAUGGGAAGCUUUUACUGUUUUCUCUACAAGGCAAUCCUGGUUAUAACACCCUGCUAUAUAAUCCUAAUGCAGCUCCAGAAUCACAGUGGCAGACUUGUGACAUAAAGCCAUCUGGUGCGUGCCUUUGUACUGUUACAAUCAAGGCAUAAAAAUCAAAUUGCAAGAAAGAGUUAGAAGACUCCAAUGCAUCUAUGAUCAUCGACGCACAAAUGUCUGUAUACUCAGUUUCUCUUCAGGUGUGAUGAUCAGUUAACCUGUUAGGUUCCUCUAAAACUAUUUCAAAAUUUGAACUGCUUCUGAAUGACUUGUGUUUUCUCUUGCUCAACUUCAAUCUGAUCUUAGACGGCUUCUUCUAUAAUUAUGGCUUUUAUCUUCUGUUAAAUAUGACUGAAACUCCUUCUUGAAGGAUGUUGUACUCCCUAAAAGAUAUAUGCUGUCACCCUGGACAUGCUUUUCAUGUCGUUACCAAAUUGUAAAUAAAAAAUAAUUCUUUUGGUAUCUGUUCAUGUAUUUGAUCUGGUUCACCCAAUAAUUUUCAAUUUUAUACUAUUGAAUAGCUCAUGCGAGAAA
Molecule: messenger RNA, 1926 nt
Organism: Nicotiana tabacum (common tobacco)
Lineage: Eukaryota; Viridiplantae; Streptophyta; Magnoliopsida; Solanales; Solanaceae
Product: F-box/kelch-repeat protein At1g67480-like
Molecular function (GO): protein binding
Source: RefSeq, a predicted model, not a curated record